AUGGCUCCUAAAGCCCUCCACACCCUGACAGCUCUGCUAGCUAGUGCAAGCUUCUCGCAGUAUGCCUUUGGUGCCCCUACAGGGACGUCGACGGCGGCGGUACCAACUGCUCUUCUGGGUUAUAACCCAGCCAACGUGGUGAAGAACGAUGAUACAGACGACAUCAAAUAUACCCUUGUGCCUGGCCAAACAGAUGCUGCAGUGGUGGGUACGUAUCUUGACUUUACCAAUGUCGAGAAUCCCCAACCGAUCCGAGGAAGCAAAGGUGGAACUGAUCCAGGACCACAAACGGACGAAUAUUCUCAAUUGAACCCCGAUAAACUCGCACCGCCUGGGACAGACCAUGGAAGCGUGGAUAACGCUCAGUGGCCUUUAGGACUCAGCCACGCGAAGCUGGGGCUUAACAGGGGUGGGUGGUCAAGACAGCAGAACAUUGAUAAUAUUCCAGCAGCGACCGCCAUGGCUGGUGUGGAUAUGAGGUUAGAGGAAGGGGCUUAUCGAGAGCUCCAUUGGCACAAAGCUGCAGAAUGGUCGUAUGUUUUGAAUGGUAGCGUGAGAGUCCAGGCCGUGAAUGAAAAAGGGGAGACUUUCAUUGAUGACUUGAAUGCAGGCGACGUUUGGUUCUUUCCCCCUGGUGUUCCACAUUCCUUGCAAGCCCUGGCAGGAGGCGUUGAGUUUCUUCUCGUUUUUGAUGACGGCGAGUUUUCCGAGGAUAAUACAUUCCUAGCCACAGAAGUUUUCACCCGUAAUCCCAAAGAAAUCUUGUCCAAGAACUUCGACGUUCCUCUCUCUGCUUGGGAUAAUAUCCCAUCAGGAGAACUCUUCAUUUUCCCAGGAACCAAAGCACCCACAGAUAUAUCCAAGCAAACCAUUGUCGGCUCCGCGGGUAUUCUGCCGAGACAAGACUCAUACACCUAUCAUCUGUCCGAGCAGGGUGCAACAUUUGACCUCGAAGGAGGCAACAUCAAAAUCCUCGACCCAACGAUGUUUCCAAUUGCAUCCAUGUUUUCCGUGGCGAUUGUAACAGUCAAGCCAGGAGCGCUUCGCGAAGUUCACUGGCACACUGAAAGCGAUGAGUGGAAUUACUUUAUCGCAGGUUCAGCGCGGAUCGGCAUAUACGCCGCUGUUAACAAUGCGCAGACUUUCGACUUCCAUGCGGGAGAUACGGGAUACAUCCCCAAGCAAAUGACGCAUUACGUUGAGAAUGUUGGGAAGGAUGACUUGAUGUUUAUUGAGGUGCUUCAGGCGGAUCAUUUCUCUGACAUGUCGCUGGGGCAAUGGCUUGGGUCAACCCCGCCACAGAUUGUUCAGGACACAUUGAAUUUGACCAAUACAACGGUUUCAGCUUUCAAAAAGGAGAAGCAGUAUAUUGUCUCCGGGGAUGUUGUUGAAUAG
Molecule: messenger RNA, 1395 nt
Organism: Lachnellula hyalina
Lineage: Eukaryota; Fungi; Ascomycota; Leotiomycetes; Helotiales; Lachnaceae
Gene: oxdC
Product: Oxalate decarboxylase
Exons: 6
Coding region: 1-1395 (464 amino acids)
Biological process (GO): oxalate metabolic process
Source: RefSeq, a predicted model, not a curated record